Penicillium expansum is the source of this 1248-nucleotide messenger RNA. Its product is annotated as Major facilitator superfamily domain, general substrate transporter. NCBI's taxonomy places the organism in Eukaryota, Fungi, Ascomycota, Eurotiomycetes, Eurotiales, Aspergillaceae. Gene Ontology annotation, biological process: transmembrane transport. Gene Ontology annotation, cellular component: membrane. The transcript has 3 exons. The coding region runs from base 1 to 1248 and encodes 415 amino acids. Gene Ontology annotation, molecular function: transmembrane transporter activity. The record is from RefSeq and is a predicted model, not a curated record.
AUGACCGACCCAAAGAGGCAAGAAGACACCGAGCUUGCUUCUGCAGAUGACUCCAAUCAAUAUGAAAGCGGGGGCAUAACUUCGACUCCGGUGGAUCAAAAUGAAGAGUUGAUUGACACCCGCGAGAUUGACCUUGCGCUUACAAGAAAGAUGGCCCUGGCCAACGCGGCAAUUAACGAGGUCGGGAUGACACCAUUCCAUUGGAAGUUAUUCUUCCUCAAUGGGUUUGGAUAUGGAGCCGAUACGUUUGGCAACCCAAGCAAGCACAUCACCGGCAUUUCUAUGGCAUCUCAAGUGGGGUUAUUGGUUGGUGCAGCCGUCUGGGGACUAUCAGCAGGCAUAGUCGGCCGCCGUUUGGCAUUCAACAGCAGCUUUUUCAUUUGCGCUGUCUUUGUUCUCAUUGCCGGAGCAAUGCCGAAUUAUGUCUCCUUUGCCGCCAUGGUUGCAAUUUAUUCUGCUGCUGACGGCGGGAACUACAUUCUUGAUACGACCAAUCUGAUCGAAUUCUUGCCCGUCUCUCACUUGUGGCUGACCACCUUUUUGGCAUUAUGGUGGGCAGUCAGCUAUACCAUCACGGGUUUACUUGCCUGGGCAUUUCUUGGAAACUACACUUGUCAUUCUGAUGCGACAAUCUGCACAAACAGAGAAAAUAUGGGAUGGAGGUACCUUCAUUUCACCUGUGGAGGGUUGAUAACUGUCUUGGCUAUAUUACGAAUCUUCAUGAUUCGGAUGCCACAAACGCCGAAGUGGCUAAUCACUCAGAAUAGAGACGCUGAGGUCUUUGAUAUUCUGAAAAAUAUCGUUGACUCCUACAAACGACCAUUUUCAUUGACUUUGCAACAGCUUGAAGAGCCAGGCCAUGUUUUGAAUGCAGAAAAGUCUGUCUGGUCCUCUGUCCGCCUUCAAAAACACUUCUCAGGUUUAUUUGCGACUCACCGCCUCGCAUAUUCAACAUAUGUAAUCAAUCUCAAUUGGUUUCUAGUCGGGAUUGUCAGUCCACUGUACACCAUCUACUUGCCCUAUUAUCUCGCCUCUCGAGGGGCAGACACUGGCUCCGAUGAUUCAACGUAUAUUACAUGGCGAAACUACGCUAUUAAUCAGGUCUGUGGUCUUAUUGGACCCAUCAUUGCUGGAGGUCUGGUUGAAACAAAAUACCUCGGCCGCGAGGAACCCUCGCUGUUGGCGCCGCAAUUACCACAGCGCUGCAAUUCGGCUAUACCCAGAUCAAAACUUCGCUGCAAAAUGUAG